Molecule: messenger RNA, 366 nt
Organism: Aspergillus melleus
Lineage: Eukaryota; Fungi; Ascomycota; Eurotiomycetes; Eurotiales; Aspergillaceae
Exons: 2
Coding region: 1-366 (121 amino acids)
Source: RefSeq, a predicted model, not a curated record
AUGACUGGAACUCAGGGCCAAUCCUCCGUUGGUAGCGGCAACCUCUACGUCGACGGUGACCAGCGCACCGCUCCCCAGUCCGAGCAGGGCCGUCCCGCCUACAAGCAGGGUCAGCCUGGAAGCCACAAGAACCUUGACUCGAAGGACGAACGCUCCAUCGCCAACAAGCUCGCCUCGCAAGAAGGCAAGCCCGACCCCGGCAGCUACAAGAACGGCGUCUACGACCCCGAGGCCGAGCUCAGCAAGAAGAACCCCACGCAGCCCGCCGUGAACCACGGCAACGAACCCUCCAAGGGGGCCAAGAUCGACCGCGAGUUGCAGCUCGAGGAUGAGCAGCGCUUGAAGGAGAAGGGUAUCAAGAAAUAA